UUUCUGUAGGUAUCUGAAUCAUCAAAUCCAUUUCUAAAUCGUAUGCUUAACAGAGACACCAUAACAAGAAUAACAUAUAAAAAUGAUGCAUACUUACUACAGGGGCUUAAUAUUGAGGAACUUUAUCCAGAGACCUCUAGUUUCAUUACCUAUGAUGGGUCAAUGACAAUUCCACCCUGCUAUGAAACAGCAAGCUGGAUAAUAAUGAACAAACCUGUCUACAUAACGAGGAUGCAGAUGCAUUCUUUACGACUGCUAAGCCAGAAUCAGCCAUCACAGAUAUUUCUGAGCAUGAGCGACAAUUUCAGACCAGUCCAGCCUCUCAACAAUCGAUGUAUCCGAACUAACAUCAACUUUAGUUUACAGGGAAAAGAUUGUCCAAACAAUAGAGCACAGAAACUGCAGUAUAGAGUAAAUGAAUGGCUCCUCAAGUAAGUAACACAGAGCAGGCAGAACCCCUAACCUCAGUGGAAUGCUACUACUGUGAAUUGACAUAAUCUAGAAAGCACCCAACCUCACUCUCUUUGGGUUCACGACAGCAUGUGCCAACAUGCUGUAGGAAAAGAGCUGCCAUGUUGGAAACAACUAAAAAUUCAUUCAUAUGAUCGGUGGUAAUUAAAAAAAUUUAAAAGACAGUAUUACAGUAAAUGUGAUUACAAUUUUGAUACAGUUUUCCUGAACUAAUUUAGCUUCACAAA
Messenger RNA from Antrostomus carolinensis (chuck-will's-widow), 698 nucleotides. Its product is annotated as carbonic anhydrase 10 (inactive). Gene Ontology annotation, biological process: one-carbon metabolic process. Gene Ontology annotation, molecular function: zinc ion binding; carbonate dehydratase activity. The transcript has 4 exons. Lineage: Eukaryota; Metazoa; Chordata; Aves; Caprimulgiformes; Caprimulgidae. The coding region runs from base 43 to 435 and encodes 130 amino acids. The record is from RefSeq and is a predicted model, not a curated record.